ACAUUUCUCCGACGAUGAGCCAUUUCGGAUUUUAGGGUUUAAGCAGGGUUUUGGGAUGAUCGUGUGAAACCCAUUGAGCUUUAGGGAUCCAUGAAAAGAGAAAUUUCUUGAAAUAAAAUGCGGGGAUUCACUUUGUUGUCUCGAUCUCUUGCCCGCGGCUUCUGCACCUCAUCUAAUACCGAUAAGAUCGUCGCUGCCGUCUUGUUCGAGAGAUUGCCGGUAGUCAUUCCUAAGAUCGACCCUGUCAUCUACGCAUUUCAGGAGUUCUCGUUCAAGUGGGGGCAACAAUAUCGACGGAAAUAUCCGGAUGAGGUCCUAACAAAGUCUGAAUCUAGGGGAAAAGGUGACUACCAGAUUGAUUAUGUUCCUGCAUCGCGGGUCACUGAUGAUGACAGGACAAACAACCGAAGGUCAUUACAGAGGGCACUGGACAGACGACUCUAUCUUCUCCUCUAUGGUACCACUUAUGUGGCUCCUGGAGGAAAACCUGUCUGGCAUUUUCCAGAAAAGGUUUAUGAGUCGGAAGAGACCUUGCGCAAGUGUGCCGAGUCAGCUUUAAAAUCGAUUAUUGGAGACCUUUCCCACACGUAUUUUGUUGGGAAUGCUCCUUUUGCCCAUAUGGUUAUACAGCCAACAGAAGACGUGCCUGACCUUCCGUCAUUCAAGCGGUUCUUCUUCAAGUCUCAAGUAAUUGCUGCUAACAAGUUCCAGAUUGGCAAAAGCGAGGAUCAUGUAUGGGUUACGAAGGAUGAAUUAAUGGAAUAUUUUCCAGAGCAAGCUGCCUUCCUUAACCAGAUGAUCAUUAGUUGAGGCUGCUGCUCCCAUCUUCAAGUUCUCAUCAAAAUUUCCUGAAACAAUUCUCUCCAGUGAGUUUGAGCUCUGGAAAGCUUGAUCACACCUAGCAGUAAUCAACAUAGAUUUCAUGUUCUGGACAAGGAUUUUUAGGUCAUGGGGAUGACACCCUAUUUUCAGCGUAUUUGAAUUAUUUAUCGACUGUUCUAUUCAUUUUUGUCAUGGAAUGUACAAUUGUUCGCUAAUCAAGUAAACAAAGUUUUGCAGAAUAAAAAGGGUUUAAUGUAAGG
Messenger RNA from Telopea speciosissima, 1082 nucleotides. Its product is annotated as 39S ribosomal protein L46, mitochondrial. Lineage: Eukaryota; Viridiplantae; Streptophyta; Magnoliopsida; Proteales; Proteaceae. Gene Ontology annotation, cellular component: mitochondrial large ribosomal subunit. The coding region runs from base 118 to 810 and encodes 230 amino acids. The record is from RefSeq and is a predicted model, not a curated record. Gene Ontology annotation, molecular function: structural constituent of ribosome. The transcript is spliced from 6 exons.